Molecule: messenger RNA, 4310 nt
Organism: Eriocheir sinensis (Chinese mitten crab)
Lineage: Eukaryota; Metazoa; Arthropoda; Malacostraca; Decapoda; Varunidae
Product: glutamate receptor ionotropic, NMDA 2B-like
Exons: 21
Coding region: 101-3478 (1125 amino acids)
Biological process (GO): modulation of chemical synaptic transmission; synaptic transmission, glutamatergic; monoatomic ion transport
Cellular component (GO): plasma membrane; postsynaptic membrane
Molecular function (GO): NMDA glutamate receptor activity; transmitter-gated monoatomic ion channel activity involved in regulation of postsynaptic membrane potential
Source: RefSeq, a predicted model, not a curated record
ACCACCACCACCACCACAACCAACACCACCAACACCACCAACACCAGUAAAGGGAGUGAUAGCAACCAGACUCUUCCUAACCAGACUUCUACUGCUGGGAAUGAUGGUCGCAGUAGCAGGGGCCCAAGAAGCUGCCCCCUACCGCUACCCCAACUACCCACCCGCCUCCUCCACGGCAGCGCCCCCCGACACCUCCAUCACACUGGGCAUUAUGUACCCCAAGUCCAUAUUCCGCAAAAAGUACUACGAGAAGGUGAUAUCCGAUGCCAUGUUCUCCGUCACCAAGCUGGACCUCAAAUUCAUGGAAAACUUCAAGCUUGUAAACAGCACAAUCAGCAUGGAGAUCAACCCUUCCCCGACCUUCAUCCUCAACAGUCUUUGCGAGAGGUUUUUGCCGGAGAAUGUGUCUGCAAUUAUCUUUCUGAGUUGCACGGAGAACUACGGGCGCGCCACAGCCUCCGCCCAGUACUUCCUGCAGCUGGCCGGCUACCUGGGCAUCCCCGUCAUCGCCUGGAACGCCGACAACUCUGGGCUGGAGCAGGCGGCACAGACGGGGCUCAGGAUCCAGCUGGCCCCUUCUGUGCAUCACCAAGCGGCCGCCAUGUUGAGCAUCCUCGUUCGCUACCAGUGGCACUCCCUCUCCAUCGUGACCUCUCAGAUCGCCGGACACACCGACUUCGUACAGGCCGUCAGGGAUCAAGUCGCGAGCCAUCAGGAGCAGCACAGAGCCAAGUUCGUUAUCAUUGACACCAUAGUUAUCGACGACGUAAGGAAGUCUCUCAUCCGCCUCAAGAACUCGGAGGCGCGCAUCGUUCUACUCUACUCGACGAAGGAGGAAGCCACUGCCAUCAUGGGCCAAGCGAAGAAAUUGGGGCUGGUGGACAAGGAUUACAUGUGGAUCGUGACUCAGAGCGUGGUGGGCGAUCGGAUGUCCAAGGAACUCCCCGUGGGCAUGUUAGGCGUUCACUUCGACACUUCCAUGGACAGCCUCACCUCGUCCAUUCUCACGGCUGUCGAGGUCUUUGCUUACGCCAUUGAGGAAUUCGUGAACCAGACGCGAUUCCGGAACGGUGACCAGUACCCGCGCCUCUCCUGCAACGACCACAGGAACUCCAAGUGGGCGCUGGGGUCAACGUUCUAUAGACACCUACGCGAGGUCACCAUUCCCAAGGAGCCCACGACGCUGUCCUUCAACGGGGAUGGGACGCGACAGGAUGUGGAGCUGAAAAUUGUCAACCUCAGGGACUCCACCACCAACUCCAAGAUCUGGGAGGAGAUCGGCGUGUGGAGAUCGUGGGAGGAAGAAGGACUGUCCGUGAAUGAUAUCGUGUGGCCUGGUAAUGGACACGUACCACCACAGGGCGUACCGGAGAAGUUUGAGUUGAGGAUUGUGUUUCUAGAGGAGUCCCCGUACAUCAAUCUAGCCCCAGCUGACCCCAUCACCCAUCAAUGCUCGGCCAACAGUGGGGUGCCUUGCCGCGUCCCCCCAUCACCAGAGAGCAGGGCUGCCAACAAUAUCACAUCCCAGACCAUGUGCUGUUCGGGGUUCUGCAUUGACCUCUUGGAGAAAUUUGCAGCUGACCUCGGCUUCACGUACGAGCUGGUCAGGGUGGAUGACGGGAAGUGGGGGACGAUGGAUAAGGAUCACCGCUGGAACGGGCUGAUCGGGGACCUGCUGAGACGGGACGGGCUGGGGGCGGAGAUGGCGCUGACCAGUCUCAAGAUCAACAAGGAGAGGGAGAGUGUCGUGGAUUUCACCGUGCCCUUCCUCGAGUCGGGCAUCGCUAUCGUGGUGGCUAAACGGACCGGUAUCAUCUCCCCCACGGCUUUCCUCGAACCGUUCGACACCGCCUCCUGGAUGCUGGUCGCCUUCGUUGCUAUCCAAGUCGCAGCGUUGACCAUCUUCCUUUUCGAGUGGCUCAGUCCGGGCGGGUACAACAUGAGGAUGGCGCCCCCCCGCGACCACAAAUUCUCGCUGUUCCGGACCUACUGGCUGGUGUGGGCCGUUCUGUUCCAGGCUGCUGUGCACGUGGACUGCCCGAGGGGGUUCACUGCAAGGUUCAUGGCUAAUAUGUGGGCCAUGUUCGCCGUGGUGUUUUUGGCCAUCUACACCGCUAACCUGGCCGCCUUCAUGAUUACGAGGGAGGAGUUCCACGACUUCUCCGGACACAACGACCCCGGGUUAAGCAUGGGAGGGCUACAGUACCCCAGCUCGGUCUCCCCGGCUUACAAGUUCGGCACGGUGGAGGAGACGAACUCAGCGAUGGUCCUCCGCCGACACCAACGUCAUAUGUACAACUAUAUGGUGAGGCACGGGUACAACAGGCCGGCCGUGCAGGAGGGCGUGCGCUCCAUCAAGAAGAACGAGCUCGAUGCCUUUAUCUACGACGCCACGGUGCUGGAUUACCUGGUGGGUCAAGACGAUGACUGCCAAAUCCUAACGGUGGGCUCCUGGUAUUCCAUGAGCGGGUACGGCCUGGCCUUCCCGCGGGGCUCCAAGUACCUCCCGCUCUUCAACAACAAGCUCAUGACCUACAAGGAUAACGGCGAAAUCGAGCGGCUACAAAGGUUCUGGAUGACUGGAACGUGCAAGCCGAUGAAGCAGCAGCGGAGGGCCUCGGAACCCCUGGCCAUCGAGCAGUUCCUCUCCGCCUACCUGCUGCUGGGGAUCGGCAUGGUGCUGGCCGUGGUGCUGCUGGGCCUCGAGCACAUCUACUUCAAAUACGUGAGGAAACACCUGGCCAAGAAGGACAGUGGCGGGUGUUGUGCCCUCGUGAGCCUGAGUAUGGGCAAGUCCCUCACCUUCCGCGGCGCUGUGUACGAGGCAACCACCAAACUCCGCAGACACCGAUGCCGCGACCCUCUCUGUGACACCCACAUAUGGCGGGUUAAGCACGAGUUGGACAUGGCGCGGGUUACCAUCAGACACCUGGAAAAGCAGCUGGAGGCGAGCGGUCACAAACUAAUUCACAAGAAGCCCCCGCAACAUGUCCAGAGCGGUGUAGGCGGUGCGCCGCUGCUUGGCUGCUGCUGGUCCUCCCCCCCCGAGGAGCACACCUGGGUGCGGCCCGCCGCCCUCCCAGUGACUAGCAGCCAGCAACACCUCCUCCAGACAUCCCAGGGAGCGCAGGGGGCGACACCGGGGGAGGGGAUAGCCAGCAUACAAGAAGGAGGAGGAGGAGGUGGAGUUUACAGAAGACAUAAUCCUUCCACCUUGUACAUGGAAACCGUUCUCAGUGAAGCCCCAGGUGGUGGUAUGGGUGGAGGGGGUGGACUAGGGGGGCAUGGAGAAGACCUAGCCCCCCAUUCUGCCCCCCACCCCCAGCUCUCCCGCCCACACCUCCCCAUACAGGCCGCCCCCUCCCCGCUCCUCCCCCAGACGGUCCUGCCCAACACGCCGAGGAAAAGGAGCUUCGAGUCGAGGUCACCUGAUAGCCCUCUCGCCGGACUAAUUAGGUGUCAACAUCAACUGAAAUAGCAGAAAUAGAGACUGUGCUGUAGAGAGAGAGAGAGAGAGAGAGAGAGAGAGAGAGAUUUAUUCCGUCAUAUAAAAACAACAAAACAAAACAGUAAAUAAAAAAAGAAAAUUCGUGUAAACAUGAAUUUUCUUACACACACACACACACACACACACACACACACACACACACACACACACACACACACACACACACACACACACACACACAUGUAAACCUCAUUACUCUUAUGUGUACCUUCAACAUAACCAAGCGUAUGUAUGUAUGUAUGUAUGUAUGUAUGUGUGUAUGUAUGUCGAGAUGUGUACAUAACCCAACUUCAUAACCACGCACAUGAAUGUUAAGCUGAUGAUGAUGAUGAUGUUAUUAGUGUUUUAUAUCAAUGUUGACUUAGUGUUAAGAGAAGGGAGGUAGGGUCUGUCUGUCUGUCUGUCUGUCUGUCUAUCUGUCUGUUUGUAAGGGCGCUCAGGUGUGUUGUGCUCAGGUGAGAAGGUGAAGUGUUAAUUAACCUAGAGGAGGAGGAGGAGGAGGAGGAGGAGGGAAGAGGAAGAUAUAUAAUUGAGAAGAAUAAGAGGAGAGGAAAUGGAGAUGAAGAAGAAGAAGAAGAAGAAGAGGAGGAGGAGGAGGAGGAGGAGGAGGAGGAGGAGGAGGGAAGAAUAAGGUAUGUAAUGGAAAAUUGUAAAAGAGAAGAGAAUGGAAAACAAGUAGAGAGAGAGAAAGAAGAAGAAGGGAAGAAGAAGAAGAAGAAGAAGAAGAAGAAGAAGAAGAAGAAGAAGAAAACCAGAUAAAUGAGAGAAUAAAGAAAAAUAAAGGAGAGAGAGAAAAAGAAGG